AUGGAACCGUCUUCAAAACGCCGGCGGCUCGCCCCAAAGGUCCCCGAACCGACGGGUGUUCCCGCGAUCUCCCCAACAGCACCAACACCAGCCCAACCUCCGACCCCUGCUUUCCCUCAAGACCAGGCCGCUCCUCCACAGCACUAUUCCCGCCCCGAGGCCACCCCGCGAUUACCAGAAGGAAACGAGUUCGAGGCUUUCGCUCGCCAUCUCCAAGAUGCGGCGAUACAUAUCCAACAGCAGACCCUGAAACCCAAGCACACCAGCGUUUCGGUGUUGCUACUGCGAUGGGAGGAGGAUGUGUCCGUCGAACCAGAUCUGCUUGCGCUCGAACGCGUGUUCCGCGAGCGAUACCAUUAUCAAACCGACCGGUGGGCGAUUCCGACCGUUCCAAACCCGAGCAUAAAGCUUGGGGUGCAGAUGGCCUCCUUUCUCGAUAAUGCGCGACCGGACCACUUGCUGAUCAUAUAUUAUGCCGGAUAUGGUUACGUCGGGCCGGAUAACCAGCUGUACUGGGCUUGCCAUUCGCGUGAGGAUGCGGCCAAGCUGAAAUGGGACGGCGUUCGGUGUCUGUUCGAAGAUGCUCAGUCAGAAAUUUUACUUCUCCUCGAUUCUUGCGCGGUCCGCGAUGCGCCAAUGGCUGGCAGCCACGGCGCUAAACAGGCAAUUGCUGCGUAUACCCCCGAUCAGGCCCCGUUCGAACCAGGGCCGCGCUCUUUCACGGCCUCACUAUCCGAUGCACUACACAAACUCGGCUCUUCCGGCCGACCCUUUAGUGUUCAAAAAUUGUACGACGACAUCCGUCAGCAGAGACAACAAGAGAGCGCGAGGUCGACGAACGGAUCCCCCAGCAAACCAACAUCCGCGCCGGAAAAGUCUCCAGCCUUCUUCACUUUAACACCCGCAAAGGGCCAGGGAAUCAUUCUGGUGCCCCUCGAUCCCAAAUCGGCGCAGCUACAGUCGCCGCCCCACUCAGCGGACGAGACACAAAAUGGGUGGAGGACGAAACCCGAGGACCGGCCGUUGAAUCCGGAUGAAGUCAUUGAUCUUACUUUGGAUGAGCAACGGGCGCUCGUAUGCACCACAUUUGUUGGCGACGCCAGCCCCGAGAUGACCUUUUUCAACCAAUGGCUGCAUGACAUGCCGGGUACAACCUCCAAAAUCACCGUCGAGGGCAUGUUCCUAGGCCCGCCCACGAUGCUGUUGAUCUCCAUGCCCCUCAACGUUUGGAACGUUGUUCAGCACGACAAGGUGUGCUGUUUCCUGGGGUACAUUAGCUCCCAUAACAUGACCCACCUUUACCAGCGUCUCGUCAAUUCUCACCCCAACGGCAUCCACGGCAUCCGGGACACUGAUGACGGCAGCCGCAGUCGUGGACUUAAGCGCAGCCCAUCCCCUCACCGGAGCGACAGCUCCAACCACUACCCUCACGCGGCUGAUACACCCAGACGACAAGGGACUCACCCAGCAGUGGUGGCCGCUCUGCCUCCGAUACCCAUCGGAAAUAGCCCAAGCCAAACGCCCCCUGUUGGCCUUAAAGACGAGGUAGAAGACUCGGCCGAAAUGCAGGAGGCCGCCGAGCAGCUGAAAGCGUUGAGCCAUGUCCGGCACAUGGGGAGCGACACAUCAGCAACACUAGACCGCCAGCAGGCGACGCGGGUAGGAGACAGCAUCGCUGUCCGGCACGCGGGUGAUCCUGGCUCGUUGAUCGAAGCCGCGGCAUCAGGCGCAGACGGAGCCGUUUACGACACCGAGUACAGCAACACGAAUACCCCAAUAAAGCCCAAAGCUAGAAAGCCACUGCAGAAGCAGACACCGAAACAAGAAGUUCGGUGCGACCAUUGCAGCCAUGCCCCUUUCAAGGAUUCCUCGUCGCUCCGUAAGCACGUCGCCGCUGCCCAUACGAGGCCAUUUCCCUGCGCAUUUUCCUUUGCUGGGUGCAGCAGCACCUUCGGGUCUAAGAAUGAGUGGAAGCGACACAUCUCUUCCCAGCACCUAUGUCUACAGUACUAUCGUUGUUCCGAGUGUCCACAGAGCAGCGCAGAUGGUAAGGGCAACGAGUUCAACCGGAAGGACUUGUUCACGCAGCACCUCCGCCGCAUGCACGCGCCACCAGCCAUCAAAAAGCCGUUACCCAAGGGCGACAACAAAUUACAAGCUGAAUGGGACAAUCACGUCAAGGAUAUGCAGACCACCUGCCUCGUCACGAGACGAUUGCCACCGCAGCGCUCAGCGUGCCCGAAGCCCGAUUGCCAGAGUGUCUUUGAAGGACCGACGUCUUGGGACGAGUGGACGGAGCAUGUUGGAAGGCAUAUGGAGAAGGGCGAGGCCGGGAGGAUAGGGGUCGAUCGGUUCCUAGCGACGUGGGCGUUAGAGGAGGGGAUUAUUGAGGAUCAGGGGGAGGCGGGGUAUAAGCUUUGUCCGGGCAAUGGUAUGGGCGGGGGCUCGGAGAAUCAUCACCACAAUAAUCUCAACAGCCAUGGAAACAGCAAUGGCAAUGGAAAGGUUGCUUCGGAUGGGAGGGGAAAGACGGAGGAAGAUGAUGACCCUUCGAUUACUGUGGCGUUACCGGUAUCUCUUGGGGACAGCAUGGAUGUUGAUUGA
Molecule: messenger RNA, 2604 nt
Organism: Dichotomopilus funicola
Lineage: Eukaryota; Fungi; Ascomycota; Sordariomycetes; Sordariales; Chaetomiaceae
Exons: 3
Coding region: 1-2604 (867 amino acids)
Molecular function (GO): DNA-binding transcription factor activity
Source: RefSeq, a predicted model, not a curated record